AUGGCGUCGAUGAUCCAGUCCUUGAAGGCCCACCAGAUCUUCGACAGCCGCGGCAACCCCGCCGUCGAGGUUGAUGUGUGCUGCUCAGAUGGAACCUUUGCCAGGGCCGCUGUUCCCAGCGGUGCAUCAACUGGUGUCUAUGAAGCUUUGGAGCUGAGGGACGGUGGAUCUGACUACUUGGGCAAGGGUGUUUCCAAGGUUUUAUAA
Molecule: messenger RNA, 207 nt
Organism: Triticum turgidum subsp. durum (durum wheat)
Lineage: Eukaryota; Viridiplantae; Streptophyta; Magnoliopsida; Poales; Poaceae
Source: the annotation of a GenBank genome assembly